This is a messenger RNA of Hemibagrus wyckioides, 5659 nucleotides long. RefSeq names its product tyrosine-protein kinase receptor UFO. The transcript has 19 exons. Gene Ontology annotation, molecular function: ATP binding; protein binding; transmembrane receptor protein tyrosine kinase activity. NCBI's taxonomy places the organism in Eukaryota, Metazoa, Chordata, Actinopteri, Siluriformes, Bagridae. Gene Ontology annotation, biological process: cell surface receptor protein tyrosine kinase signaling pathway; multicellular organism development; positive regulation of phosphatidylinositol 3-kinase/protein kinase B signal transduction. The record is from RefSeq and is a predicted model, not a curated record. Gene Ontology annotation, cellular component: signaling receptor complex. Bases 540 to 3299 code for a protein of 919 amino acids.
AUGGAAAGAAGUUAUGUUGAGGAAUUUUGAGUCUUGUGUGCAGGGAAAGGCUUUGGUGUUUUGAUGGGAAUGUUGCUGGAGCUGAAUUGAGGGAUAAUCGAAGAAACAGGAAUUUGGGAAGGGCUUUUAAAACAAGACUAAAACAGCUUUGAUUGCACAUUGGAAACCUUUUUUUUAAAAAAAAAACAAUUCUCGUUUUAAUGUUCAUCACAGAAACUCUUGAAGUGUACAUGCAAAACUUUUUGUUUUUCCUGCUUUGUUUGCUUUUAGGAUUGGAAAGAAGUAAAAAGUGCUGACGCUGCUGUUGCAUCAAAUUUCAGACUUUGUUUUUUUAAUUGGUGGCUUUUUUUCCCUUUUCCGAAACCAGAAACGAGAACUUGGAGAUAAGAACAAGAAAACACAGCUGUCUAAGCGCGACCUCGACUCCUGUGUGUCCUAUGUUUUUGGCGGAAAUGUUUAAAGAAGAUGCGCUGAGUGGACACUGAUAGAGAGACACAUUGAAUAACAAGAAAACAAAGGAACCGAUUCGGAACCGCAUUAUGGAUCUUUUCAAAAUGAAUCUGAUUUUUGUUGUUUUCGUGGCAGUGCUACACAUCCAAGCUUACAAAACUGUCUCGGGCUUGCAUUUCAAGAACAGCCCAGGAAAUAUAACUUCAUCGCUGGGGAAGCCAGUGGAGAUGCAGUGUGUCCUGAUGAUGGAGGAGGACAAUGAAGGAGAAGAAGGCUCUCCAGACGUCCAGUGGCUCAGAGAGGGAGAGCUGCUCGAGUACUCGGACACCAACCAAGUUCAGAUGCUUUCCGAUGAUGAGACAUGGCUUGUCAUCAGUACACUUCGGAUUGCAAAGGUGCAGCUGUCGGACAUGGGUGCGUACCGCUGCGCAGUGGUCACUGGGAAUGAGCAGACAAUGUCUGCUGAAGGACACCUUCAACUGGAAGGUCUCCCACAUUUCUCUGUUGAACCGUACCACAUGUCCAUAGUGGCGAACGCGAGCCUGAGUCUGCAGUGCGUCGCUCACGGGCCUCCUGAACCGGUCCGGAUCAUCUGGCUUCAGGACGGAGCUCCUCUCAACACACUGGAGGACCCCAUGGCUCUUUCUCCAUCCCGCCUCAACCUCACAGGACUGAACAAAACCAGUUCUUUCUCCUGUGAAGCUCACAAUCGCAAAGGUGUAGCAUCAUCCAGCUCUGGAGUUAUAACGGUCCUCCCUUCCCAGCCACAGGAUGUUAAAGCUGUGGAGAUAACUAAUUCCAGCAUUCGUCUGUCCUGGUCUCCGGGCUUUGCAGGAAUUUACACAAUCAGUCUCUGCACAGUUCAGGUUAAGCCUUCAGGAGAGGACUCCGUCUUGAAUCCGGAUCACAUGAUACACAACCAAAACGUUAACAUUCCCCCUGCCAGUCACCUAAUCUCAGACCUGAAGCCUUUCACUCAAUAUGAUGUCAGAGUCGCCUGCCGGAGCAACCAGGGGGUCUCUGAUUGGACACCAUGGGGGACCUUCAGCACCAGUGAAGGAGUUCCAGACAGUGCUCCAGUGAACAUCACUGCUGUGCUGAACGGGACAGAGUUGCUGAUCAGCUGGGCCGAACCUGACGGAAAGAUUAAUGGAGAGCUUCAGGGCUACAUGAUCGAGUACAGCACACCUAAUACACAACAGGUUGUGCUGGACAUUGGAAUGGUAACAGAGCUAUAUGUCAACAUAUCAGUCCCCUUAUCAAACAUCACCUUCAGGGUUCUAGCCUACACAGGGGCAGGAUAUGGACCAUGGACCCCUAACCACACGUUGUCCCUUGUUCCUAUAGACUCAAUGUCAAACGCAUCGUCAUCAAGUCGCUCUUCUCCUCCAGCACUGUCCUGGCACUGGUGGUACGUGGUGAUGGCAGUGGCAAUAGCUAUAGCUCUGGCAGUGCUCAUGGCUGUAUACAUGGCCAAGCUAAGGCGGAAGGAAACACGUUUCGGUGAAGCAUUUGAGCCCAUGAUGGAGAGUGGAGAGCUGGUGGUUCGGUAUCGAGCUCGUCGCACCUACAGCCGCCGCACCAACGAAGCCACAUUGAACUCGCUGGGCAUCAGUGAUGAACUCAAACAGAAGCUGCAAGAUGUGAUGGUGGACAGACAUAAGCUAACGCUGGGAAAAACACUUGGAGAGGGUGAGUUUGGCUCUGUGAUGGAAGGCCUGCUGACUCAAGAGGACUCGGUUCUUAAAGUAGCAGUCAAGACGAUGAAAAUUGCUAUUUGUACACGCACUGAGAUGGAGGACUUUCUAAGAGAAGCAGCUUGUAUGAAGGAGUUUGACCAUCAGAAUGUCAUGAGGCUCCUAGGUGUCUGUUUGCAGACUGUAGAGAGUGAAGGCUUUCCAUCUCCUGUGGUGAUUUUGCCCUACAUGAAACAUGGUGACCUGCACAGCUACCUGCUUUACUCAAGACUUGGAGACUCACCUGUAUACCUACCAUCUAAGAUGCUGGUGAAGUUCAUGACAGAUAUCGCCCGAGGAAUGGAGUACCUGAGCAGUAAGAACUUCAUCCACAGAGACUUGGCUGCACGUAACUGCAUGUUGAACGAGAACAUGAACGUGUGUGUUGCCGACUUCGGGCUCUCUAAGAAGAUUUACAACGGCGAUUACUACAGACAGGGCCGCAUCUCAAAAAUGCCUGUCAAGUGGAUUGCCAUUGAAAGCCUGGCAGACAGAGUUUACACAACCAAGAGUGAUGUGUGGUCCUUUGGUGUGACAAUGUGGGAAAUCGCUACACGUGGUCAGACUCCGUACCCCGGGGUGGAGAACAGUGAGAUUUAUGAUUACCUGAGACAAGGCAACCGCCUGAAACAGCCUCCUGACUGCCUGGACAGCAUAUACUCUUUGAUGUUCUCCUGCUGGUUGCUCAGCCCGAAGGACAGGCCAAGUUUCGAGGUCUUGUGUUGCCAACUCGAGAAAGCCCUGGACGAGCUUCCUGACCCACAGGACCCUGACGAGAUUCUUUACGUCAACAUGGAGGAGUCAUCGGGAGAGCUGGGGGCUGUCGGGGGACGGGAGCCUAACAUAGCCAGUGGCAUGUGCUCUCUAGGGCCAUUGAAGGGCACAGAAUCAGUGGCGACAGCUGAGAUUCACCAACCAGGCCGUUACGUCAUCUGCCCUCAACACGAGAACCAGCGUCUGCUCAAUGCUGAUUCAGUAGAAAGCCUGAACCUCACAGGCUCGACGCCAACUUUAUUACUCCAGCCAUCGGCUCGCUCAACUCCUGUGCCAUCCUUUGAGAUGAACACAUCUGAGGAGAGAGAGGGACCGGGGGGCAAGAGAAUUAUGUGGUAGUGACACUUAAACUGAAUGAGAGACAGUAGAUAUAUAGAGGCACUGUACAGCCUGAUCAGUUAGGUUGGAGAAGGAUUCAGUUAGAGAUUUGUCUUUUGUCCCAUUGUGCAUUAUUUCCACCUCUUCUGUUCGUGGAAACACACACUUGUCACACCUUGACAUUCCCUAAUGUUUUUCACAUGUCUACCACAUCCAAUGUUUCUUUGAACUCAUCAUGUCUGGAGUAAGAUUGGAUUGUAAAUUUAGGUUUUUUAUGUUUUGCAUCCUUGGUGUUAACGUUCUUCUGAUUUUGCACAUACUUUCCACACAGUUCUACUUCUGGUGUGAAUAAGGGAUUUCUGAAUUGUUUUAAAAAAAAAUUCCAUUAACUCAUUCCAUUAUUCUGAUCAGGGUCAUAGUAGGUCUUUCCUGGGAACAUUGGGCAUGGGGCACAUUCACAUCUUUAUUGUAGCCUGUCCACCUACAUACAUGUUUUUGGGAGAUGGGAAGAAACCAGAGAUACUGAAGGAAACCUACAGUGGUACAAAUGUAGCACUACCAUGCUACCCAAAUACGUGGUUGGAGAUCCCACAAAGUAGGUGGCAGAGCCAAUAGACCUCUUCCAGCAUUGUCAAAGGGAAUGUUAGCUUCUGAAAUAUUGCAGAAUUCACACAAACCAAAUAGCAAAUAAUAGUUGUAUUAGUCAUUUCUCGAGGUUGACUGUUUGGACUAGUGCAAGCCCCAUUUGUCGACAAAUCCACAUCAUCAAGACUGCUGACACAUACAAACAUCUACCUGCUGAAAGUAAAAGCCAUUCAGAAAAGAUAACGGUGGCAUUGACUCGUCAUCGGAGAAGAAAGUCGAAUCUGAUAAGCUAGCAUAACACCAAGCUGAAGUACCACAUGUGAAUCUAGUAUUAGGAGGUACUCAGGAGAUACUAGCUCUCGAGCCAUUUAUUAAUAACGUGGAAAUUGCCAGCAGAUCACUGCCAAUCUGUAGAAGGGAAUCAUCAUCUUUAAGCCAGCGUUCUUUAUACCUUAAGAUGGCUUUGAGAUUCCAUUUUAUAUUUUAUAUUAUUUCUUACUGUAUGCAUCUUCAGAUCUCUUUAUUCGAACAUUUCCAAAGACAGUCAUAUGAGCCAACUUGAAGCACUUCUGGCUUGGAAGCCAUCUCGGACAGAAAGUUUAAAAAAAUGUCAACGUUUUAGAAGAAAUGGCUAAUUUAACCUAAGAUGAAGAAAAUAGUCUCUUUUUUGCAAAAAACCUAUGCUUGUCAAGAUCUGUAUAUAGAUUUGAAACAAAAAAGUUCAACAAAACCAAAUCCUCUGUACAGUUUUGGACAACAUUCGAAGAAAUUCUGUCACUUUACCUGUCUACCUACCCGACAGUAGAAUACCAUAAUGAUGAAAUAAAUACACACUUUGUUCAAAAAGGUACUUACAGAAAUCAGUUUUAUGGUUUCUGUAACAGUGGUUAACAUGGUGGUGUUUCAAAUCAGUGUAAAUAGGGUACUAGGUAUGACUUGGUUAGGACAUUAAAUAAACACCAGGCCGGGUACUGCCAUGGUUCAGCAGGGCCUCGACUCAAGCACAGUAUUAUUUGUGUUUGUUAUUGUUGUUUUGUAUAUAUGAAAUCAUUGCACUAAUCAUUUCCAACACGUUUUCUUUUGUGUGUGUGCGUGUGUGUGUUCUUUUCGCAUAUUGCAUUUGUUUGUUCAGCAACCUCCAGAGUGUGUUUGGCAUUUUUUGUUAAAAUGAACUUAAAAAUUGUGUCACUGAUAAUAUUGAGAAUUGAAACACCAAAUUGUGUUUUUUGUUUGUAUGUUGAAUGUAUGUUCAUUUUACAUGAGAUUUGUGGUACAGACUUUGGCACAUUUUCUUAAACAUUCACUUAACUAUUAUCAGAACAAAGCUGAAAAUCAUGUAACGUUUCGUCCGCUCACCAGAAUUUGCCUUAGAUUAUGUUUUAGUUAGGUUCAUUAAACAGGCCAAGCCGUCCACAAGUCCUCAUCUUGAUAUUUGCAUAUAUCCAAGAUUUUUUUCCCAUUGCCGCUUCUACUACAUAUUCAGGACCUUUCUACCAGUGUUUUCAUCAAAUGACAUUUAUGGUCAGUUACACAAGGGUUUAUUUCCCUGCAUUCUUACCUGUGCAUGUUUGGGUAUGUAAAUAAUUAUAUUACAUCCGUAUUCAAGUUCACAUGUGAGCUACACACACACCCAGCAGAGUGCCUUGGGAAAGCCAGUAUUUUGCCUUAAGAUAGUUCUUUAAUAUGUAGCAUUAGGCAUUUAUGUCUAGUUAAUAUUAAUGAUGCUAUUAUGGGUUUUUUUUUGUAAGAUUUUGAUACGCUUUUAUAUGAAAUAAAUGCUAUCUGCACAAUUUAUA